CAGGAAAGACGUGUUGUGUGUUCUUACUGUUCUAGUUAGCCCACACUAACAAUAUUUUUACUGAACUAAUGGCUCUAGGUUUAGGACUUUUUGCGGUGUAAUAGUGAGUUUAUGAAAAAGGUUUUAUCACAAUUGUUUAUAGGCUUUAAAUCAACAAUGUUAUUUCUUUUAACCACAACAGAAAUAAAAUUUUAAACACAUUUCGCUAGUUUGCUGUAUGGCUGUGACUCGACUGCUGCAGAAGAGAAGAAAAUUCAAUGCGAAGUUGUGAAUAUUUCUUGUUGUCAGCCACAACACUGUGACAGUUCAACUUACACAGACUAGUUGUUCACUACCAAAUGUAUCAACCACUGCAUAUGUGUGAGGGAUUAAAAAACUUGAGUUUGGAUUAACUUGAUGGAUCCUUUCCUAUGGACUAUGUUUGCAAUGCCUCAUCUUACAGACUUGCUAGAAAGGUAUGCACAGAAAGCAUUCAGACCUAAUCGCUAAGUUGACACUGAGCAUCAGUAGAGUUCAUCAGACUAUGGGCAAGGUCCUUCCUGAGGGUGAGAUGCCCCCAGACAGCAGCCAGUAUCAGUUAUCUUUAGCGGAUCGGAUGAAUUUUAGUCCUGGUCAAGGCAGCAGUGCUUACCAUCCAUUGGACGCUGCUGGGGAGGUGGGGGGAGCCUCAGACCCCAAGAGGAAGAAAGGAAAUGGAGUGGAGGGCAAGAGUAUAGAGGAGGAGCUGUGCCGAAUCUGUGGGGACCGGGCCUCAGGGUACCACUACAAUGCCCUCAGCUGUGAGGGCUGUAAAGGAUUCUUUCGCAGAAGCAUUACAAAAACAGCUGCAUACAUCUGCAAGUAUGGGGGAAAUUGUGAAAUGGACAUGUGGAUGCGCCGCAAAUGUCAAGCCUGUAGAUUACGUCGAUGUAGGGAGGUGGGGAUGAAGGAAGAAUGUUUACUCUCAGAAGACCAGUGUAAAGCUAGAGAUGCCAGGCGCAAAGCCAAGCGUUUUGUCCCAAAAAAAGAGGUCCACAGUCCAGACAGCUAUGGCGCCAGUUCAGAUAUGGACACCAUGCCCAUGAUGCCACAGCUGGACAUCAAGCCAGUUCUGCUGUCCUUUCCUUCCACAGCUUCCACCUCAUCAGGUGCAGGCUCCCCGUGUUCUUUUACUGAUGAAUCCGUUGACCCGAUGAGGAAACUUACCACAGAGCAGCGGGAAGCUAUAGAGAAACUGGUUGCAUUACAAGACAAGUAUGAAUUUGCUGAUGAGGAAAAAUAUGACGAAGCCCUGAAAGAUUUUGAUUCCACCAAAACUGAUACAAUAGACCCCAACAGUUUUGUCAACUCCAUGGCAUCAACUUUUAUCAUAAUCACUCAGCUGAUUGUAGAGUUUGCUAAAGGACUCCCUGGCUUUCUCACCUUACGGAAAGAAGAUCAAAUAACUUUGCUAAAGUCAUCAUCUACGGAGGUGAUGUCCAUCAGAGCAGCCCGGUGUUAUGACAUAGAGUCUCGAGCCAUUGUCUUUGCUAAUGGUCAGCCUUGUGUGGUGGACAACAUGAAAGCUGCUGGGUUUGGCCAUUAUGCUGAGCUCUUGUUUGAGCUGUGCCACAACUUGGCAUCAUACAGAACAGAUAAUGCUGAAUACGCCUUGUUUACUGCUAUAUGUAUCUUCUCAGAACGACCUGGCCUAGAAGAUAAAGAAAAGGUGGAGAAGAUCCAAGGGACAUAUGUGGAACUGUUGCAGGCAUAUGAGACAGCCAAGCGGGGCAGAGGAGGAAACGCCCUGGCCCGGUUCCUCACCCGCUUGUCAGAUUUGAGAACAAUCAGUGUAGAGCACUCCAAAGUUUUGGUGGAGUGGGAUGUUAAAAAAGAUGGACCGGAUGUUCCUUCCAUCAUUAAGGACAUUCUUCUGUUGCCUCCUGAGGGAAACUAAGACAUGUUGUUGGUUAUUCUCCUGGAUAUUUAAACUGACAUGUUACUGUGGGUUGUUCCAUUUCUUGUUAUAAUAUUGUAAAAAAUGACAGUUCAAACUGGAAGAUAUCUUUUGAAAAAAGCUGGUGAAAAGAAACUGUGACUUGAAUUUGACUUCUUCAGAUAAUGCUCAAUGCUUUGGAUAAAUUUGUAAACAGUUUGAGUGAAUGUAUUCUUCAGUGUAAAAUUGGAAUAGUGUGUGCAAUAAUUCUUCAAUAUGAAUCAGACCAAUGUGGUACUCUCAAGCUAGAAACCCACCAUUGUCAUCAUGACGCUGGCCAUUUUGGUACUCUCAGAACCAGAAGCCUACCAUUGUUUAUAAACAAAUAAGCACUGUAAGAUCAUAUAAAAAAAACAAGUGCUGUUUACCCUACGUGCUGGAAAUAUGGUUUGAUUCUUUUUGGAAUGUUUGGAUUUGUUUCACAAGUACUCUAAAAGAGUAGGAGGUUGUGUGACUUGUUUCAACAUAAUGGAUAUUGUAGCCGGGAGUGCUUAGAUUGAAAUAAGACUGCUGUUGAACUCAGUUACAGGUAAUGAAAACUGUUUUAUACUACCAUGACCUAGUACAGUUUGUAAUAAAAAAUAUAGUGUCUUGGAUUUAUCUUUUAGAGAAAGGAUUCUAUGCUAAGAAGUGGUUGUGUAGAAGGUGAAGAGUAUCUUAAGGUAAAUCUUUGAGGACUCGUUGUUUCUACUCUACUUUGAAGAACUGAUAUUGGGACUUAGUCUCCAGCCUUGUCAUCAUUCAGUUCUCAUAGUUUUUCUUGUGAGGAUUAUAUAACCACAGUGAGACCAGUGCUUGCUUUUGCUUCAAGUGGUUUUUUUGGGUAACCUUCAUGUCAGUGGCAGAUUAUUUGUGUGCCUAAAAAAAAGUUUUGCUUUAUGCAAAAAUAUUGUUUUGAUUAUUCAAAUAGCAGCUUACAUUUUACCACAUUGAAGUGAGUAAAUGCAUAAUUUCUUUGUGAAGGUAAAAAAAAUGUUUAUUAAUAUAAUUAUAUUGAAUCAUAUAGAGUAAAUAUAAAUAGUUGUCAAUUUUUAAUUAGUUAGUUUUCCAUUUAAUUUUAUGGUAUUAAUUAGCAAACAUUUUGCUCUAUAGUAUUGAUAUUUUUUAAAAAUAUUGUACUAUUUAGAAUUUUUAAAUUUGAGAAAGCACAUUUUUUAAUUAGCUAUAUUCCUUUUUAACUCACAUUUUCAUUUUUAAAAUGUAAUAUUUCAUUGAAAUUAUCAUUCUAAAAACCAUUAAGUUUUAGAUUUUACUUUGAGCUGUAUUUAGUGUACCUGCUGCUAUAAAGCUAUUACAUUGCUGUACCUUUGAAAUGUGUUUUAGUAGUCUGUUUCUGAAUGCAUGUUAUACUAUACUAGCUUCAAAACCUUGACCUUUUAAGUAGGUCAAACAGACAAACAUGACACAGGCAUUAUGCUGACCUCAUUUCCCCUUGUUAUCAGUUGGGAGAUUGUCUGCUUUAUGCCAAGCUCAUCAGUUGAAAUCAUCAACACUUUUGAGGCAUUUCAUAUUUAUAGUGCUUCAAGACUUAAAAUAGCUUCAUUGAAUUAAAUUUUUCUAGCAAAUUUAUUUUAAUAAUGUUAACAACUUGUACUUUUCCUUUUUUUAAGUGUGAAGUUCACCAACUUCUAGCAAACUUGUUGGUUUUUUUAAAGCUUUACUUUUCUAUUUGCAGACUAUAAAUGGCAACCUCUUUCAUGUAGGGCCUUUUAAAAAUGAAUCUGAAUGUUUUUUAAAUUAAAUUUACCAUUCUAAAGUAGUAGUUUGGCUGUGAAAAUUACAUUUAAUUUUACAAUUUAAGAUAGUAUAAUUUUUAUUCGUAUAGGUAUGAUUUUUAUAUUUUGAGUACUAAAAUAUUUUUAAAUUAAUGAUUUAAAAAAAAAUCUUUUGAGAAAACAACUAUCAGGCUGUUUAAAAAAUUCUGAGAAUUUAAAUUUUUAUCAUCUUUGAAAUCAAUUUUAAAUUUUUGUUUACAUAUAUACAUAUAUAUCUUUUAAUUGUUACCAUCUUUUUAAAAAUUAUAAAAUAGUUUCAAAUUUUUAAAUUACUUUUUGAACUUUCAGUCAAUAGUUUAUUUAAACAAAUAUGCUUCUGCCCUACACAAGCUUGUUUACUCAAUUACAGGACCAUUACAGUUAUUUCAUUUGACUUUCACAAUAGUGCAAAUCGAGUUUUGGUAUUUGGGUAGAUCUAGUUAAUAUUCUCUCACACAUAGAGCUUCUAUCUCCAUUGUUGCCAUCAGAGUUGUAGAUUUGGGACGUCCUUCACCUUGCACAUUAUUAGCAUGACUUUAAAUUGGAUUUAGUUUAGUUCAAAUACACAAACAUGCUUAGUUUUAAAAACCAUACAAAUGCAGCAAGUAUACUAAAAAUAUUCUUGAAAAUGUUUUCUUUUUGCUUAAGUUGGUUAUCCCAACCUACCAAGGUUGUGGUUAUCCCAACCUACCGAGGUUGUGGUUAUCCCAACCUACUAAGGUUGUGGUUAUCCCAACCUACUUAGGUUGUGGCUAUCCCAACCUACUAAAGUUGUGAUUAUCCCAACCUACCAAGGUUGUGGUUAUCCCAACCUACUAAGGUUGUGGUUAUCCCAACCUACUUAGGUUGUGGUUAUCCCAACCUACUAAGGUUGUGGUCACCACUGCAACUGUUGGUAAUCAUGUUUUGUGUUUCAUACGGUGUCAAAACUCAGGUAAUGAAGCAUAUAUAAUUCUAUAUGUAAAUAUAUAUAUAUAAAUAGUUUGUGUGUCUACAGUUUGUUACUACACUGCUUGCUCAAUAUGAAUAUUGUUUUCUUUUUUAAAGUUGUUAUUUUUAUUUUGUUGUCCUCAUCGUCCAUACAAUGGAAGGCUACCUUGCAUAAAUAAAUAUUCAUCUAUUUUUAUUGACUUAUGAAAUAUUUGAUGUGUUGUCAAUACAGUUGCCUUGAGUUUGCCUUGUGGCAAAUUCAGCUCUCACUCUUGUUCAUUAUUCAAAUGCUAUUACUUAGUUAUGCUGGGACUCCUUGCAAAUUGUUCUGUUAAUAGCACAUGAUUGGUUCAAGUUUUUAAACUACAUACUCCAUGUUUUUGUUCACACCUAUGUGGUUUUUCAUUAUUCUUUAUGAUUGUAAUAAAGGAAAAUGACUAUGUGAUAGUGUCAACAAUUGUGAUUAACAUGAAUGAGAAUUCAACAUUUGCUAACCUAUUCUGUUUAUAAACAAUGGAUGUGUUUUGUUAGUGUUCACUUGCUAUUAAUUGAGUUGUAUUGUGUACUUGUAUUGAUUUUUAAAAUGUUCAACCUUAGCUUCACUAACAUGCUGAGACAUUUGAUCUGUAUAUAGACAAUAUAAUGUUGUUCAACUUACACUAGACAAGUAUGAAUGAAAUUAGUGUAUUUGUGCAUGCCAUUGCUUAACUUCUGCUUCCUCUCAUUUUUCCAAUUUACAGCAUGCAAAAAUUACUUUAGCCCACAAGACUGAAAAGUGAAAUGGUAGCUUUUUGUGUUCAAUACAACUAGCACAAUGCUUUCAAACAUUCCAGUUAACGUAAGAGAAAAAACAAAGUAGAUCUGUUUUAAUUUCAGGGCUAAACUUUGAGUUGGUUAACAAGUAAAUAUAUAGUGGUGGAAAAACAGGAUUAUGCACAACAUAAGUUUACCUUUACACCUGGUUUCUUUCAGAAGUUGAUUUCAAAGUGCAGUUAUUUAAAUUCAAUGACAACAGCCUAUGUUAUUCAAGUAAAUUGUUAAUGAACAAAGUGGCAACUGGUGGUGUUGGGGCAGACCAGUUCCCACCUGUGGUUUCACCUACAAAUAGAUAUUCUAAUUACCUGAUUUUUUGUUACAAAAAUGUGCCUUAGAUUUACAAUUAACAACAGUGCAGUUAAUGUUAGAAGUGGCCAGGUAUUAUGUUAUUAAAACUUAAAUAUAAAAAAAAAAUAUACAUUAGUUUUAGUAAAAUAUUUACCAUAAUUUGAGUAACAGCUAAAGUAAUUGUUUUCUUGUUUUAAAAUUUGUAUUGCAGCAUUUAGUUUAUGAAACAAGAAAUAAAUACCUCUAUAACAGUAAUUAAUUAUAUUUUUGCUUGUAUGAUUAGUGACUUGUUCUUAUGAAUUUUACUUAGAUCUAGGUUUUUCCCAGCAUUGAUAAUUGUCAAAGCUAAAUCACAUAGGUUGAACCAACUAGAAUCAGGUUUAAACACCUGUCAGUCCACAUCAUCCAACAUUAGUUUUUAGGAUGUUCUAAUUGCUUGAACCAGCUAGAAUGUUUACCCAUCUGUCAGCAGAUGACAUUACUUGACAUAAACACUGUAACAGGGCUGUCAUCAAACUUUUUUUUUUCAAACAUUUUUUGGGUGUACAAAUGUGGCAGCUAAUAUUUUUUUUUUUACAUUGCAGUUAGAAAUGGGGGUUUUUCUCUAAGAAAAAAAUUAUUUUAUUUCUUAUAUAAUGUGUAAUUGUUUGUUGUGGAAAUUUUGAAAAUUAUCUUCGCUCUCUACACUGACAAAGUGGUCGUCCAUUAUUUGCUUGCAAUCUUAAUUGUCUCACAUCCUAACAAAAAGUCUGACCCUUACCCCACUUCCACCUCCCUUGAAUGUCACAAGUUAGCCUACUUCCUCCACAAUUGUUGUUUUUUCUGUUUUGAAACAGAAAUUUUCUUCUAAAAUAUUAAUUUAGCUGGGUCAAGAUAAAGUAAAUUAAUCAAUUUUUGUUGCAAUUUACAAAAAAGGCUUUAAAAUUGCAAAAUAACUGACUGAACUGCUAAGAUUGAUUUUUAAAUUAAAAGUGAUGUCAAACCCCAAUCACAUAACUCCACCCCUAGGAAUGUGAUGUUAUCAAUGGAGGACCACAAAGUUUGAAAGUUAAACACGUGUUUUAUAAGCUUAAUCUAGUACUAAAAAUUCUUGAAGGUUGUAGAAUAUUUGCAUAUUUAACCAAUUAUUUUUAGUAUGUCUUAUCUUAUUUCAAUGUAUAGAAUCUUAAAACAUUCAAUUGUGAAAUAUUAUUCUGUUAAUUUUUUUUUUUUCCUGUGCCUUUAUUUGAAGCCUUGUCUGAAACUAGGCAAGCAACAAAGACCAAAUGUUUGUUAAACCUAUGCUCUCUUAUCUUCAACUAGUCUCUUACUUUUGGAGUAGAGAUAGGAAAAUAAAGGAACAUUGACUUAGUGUUUUGGAUAGUGUGUUGGCUAGUGAUUACUUCUUAUACUGUAUGUGUGUUGAUAUGUAACUUGUACUUAACUAUGUAAUGAUGAGUUGAAAGUUCAAUUAGUUUCUCAGAAGAUAAAAGCAUAGCUCAUGUACUUAGAGAUAGUGCAAUAAGUUUAGAGAAUGACAAGUUUAUCAAGAACUAUCCUUUGGCAAAAUUAAGGGCUUUGUAUUCUCAGACAUCUUCAAAUACACAUUUUAAAAUGGCUAGCCAAGUUAUCUAUUGACAACCAUCUUCUAAUUAGAAAAUAUUCGCUGCAAAUUUCUUUAAAAUGCACUAAAAUCUAUUUAAUAUUGUUCAAAAUUAAAUAAUAAUAAAAACGCUUUCUAACCACUUUUGGUACAUAGACACUAUAAUAUUUUAUUUAAACCUUGUAAUUGUAAAUAUAUAUUUGUUACAUGCUUGAAAUUGAAAGUAAUUUUGCAUUGAUUUCUUGCUUGAGUUGUUUUAAUGUAUGCUAUGGUUAGGGCAAUUCAUUGAACGUGUGUUUUGUUAUGCAUAUUUCCAAUUUAUGUACAGAAACUUCAUUUACUUUGAUAUUACAUGAGACACAAAUUAAAUAAAGUAACCUUGGAACAUCUGCAGAUGUUUAGUGUUGAAAUUAGAAUCAGCCACAUAUCUUCUGAUUCUGUAAACACAUUACAUUACUGUUACAAAAAAUUGAUCCCAUGCAUUAUGUAUAGGCAUGUACCUAAUGUUGUUUAAAAUGACUAAGAAUACUAAUGAACUAAUCUAUAAAAGAAAUACUGUAGGGCUGUGCCUUAUAAUUGACCUAGUAAAUCUGGGUAUAAUGGAAUGGAGGUUUAUUUCGUUUGGUCAAGUGUUUGAUUUGCUAGUUGACCUUAUGUUUUAUGUAUGUAUAGAGUGAAGUAUGAUUCAGGCAGCUAGAGGAGAAGAGGAUGCUUUGGUGGAAUAUUUACCACACACAUAGUGGUUUUUGUUUGCUUGCAUUAUCUGCUUGCUCAUGUAACUUUUUUUUAAAAGAAAAAUUCUCUUGACAAUUUUAAAUUGCUUGGUGUAAUGCUGUAGAUGUCCAGUUGAAAAUAUUUUUUUUGUAAAUACUUCAUUGUAAUUAACAUAUCAAUCAGUUGUGUUGAAACUAAAAAAAUGUGCAAAGAGUUUUUUUCUUGAGAAAAUUAGCCACCAAUAUUUGCCUCUGUAUCACCUACCAUUUUAUUGUUUGAUGUCUGGGAGUUGUUAAUGUUAUCAGCUACUUUGUUCCAUUUUUUCCGGUUAUAUUUAAUUUUCUGUAACUCCCUUCAGCUAACAUUAUAUAACUAUGUAUUGACAAGUAUUCUUAUGUACUAGAACUAUUUUCAGGGCUGGUAACUCUGUAUUUACAUUUGUUUAUUUUAAGUAGGUUGCAAUAAAAAAAAAGUAGAAUAGCAAUUUUCAUAUCACAUAUGCCCCUAUUGGGAGAGUUUUACUUUUACAUUAAACAAUUAAUUAUUACAAUACUCCAAAAAUAUAGAAAGAAAAACAAAUUUAUAUAUAUAUAUAUAUAUAUAUAUAUAUAUAUAUAUAUAUAUAUAUAUAUAUAUAUAUAUAUAUAUAUAUAUAUAUAUAUAUAUAUAUAUAUAUAUAUAUAUAUCAACUUAUUUAACCAUCAGGUUAGGGUAAGUAAACUUGAAUUUAUAUGUUGGUUGUCAAGGUAAAUUGAGUUAAUUUCAUAGUAAAAAGAUACUCAUUCCUGCUUUUUGUUUUAGCCCCACUGAGAAUAGUUCUAGUCUGAAAUGUUUUGAAACGUGUAAGUGGACAAUUACAUUAUAUAGUAGUCCAUAACAUUUUUUAUUCUUUUUGAAUUUUUGUUUGUAAGUUAUCAGAAAAGAAUUAACAUCUGUGCUGGCUUACAUAAUACACACUAUUUUUGUGUAAAUAACCCGGUCUAAAAUAAACAAUAGUAGU
Physella acuta is the source of this 9038-nucleotide messenger RNA. Its product is annotated as ecdysone receptor. The record is from RefSeq and is a predicted model, not a curated record. Gene Ontology annotation, molecular function: nuclear receptor activity; RNA polymerase II cis-regulatory region sequence-specific DNA binding; zinc ion binding. Gene Ontology annotation, cellular component: nucleus; RNA polymerase II transcription regulator complex. Lineage: Eukaryota; Metazoa; Mollusca; Gastropoda; Physidae. Gene Ontology annotation, biological process: ecdysone receptor signaling pathway; positive regulation of transcription by RNA polymerase II; cell differentiation.